Molecule: messenger RNA, 1424 nt
Organism: Rhinichthys klamathensis goyatoka
Lineage: Eukaryota; Metazoa; Chordata; Actinopteri; Cypriniformes; Leuciscidae
Exons: 14
Coding region: 177-1424 (415 amino acids)
Source: RefSeq, a predicted model, not a curated record
UUUAACUCUGGUGACAGCAAGAGCUCACACCUCUCUCACAUCAGUGCUCGGUGCGGUUUUGACAAAGACCAGCCUGACAGUUUAAAGAGGUUCAUCGUUGAGAAAAGUCGCGGGGAAACUUAUCUGAAGAUGAUAUGAGGAUCGCUGCUCAGGAAUAUCAGGAUUCGUGAAUUAAGAUGGGAUGUCUUUCUGUCAAAACUGUAUGUAAAGGCAUAGCGCUUCUGUUCCUUGUCAUUCUCCAGGUGUUGAAUGGAGAGAACAAUUACACAUCAGCCACUGCCACUACAAUGUAUUCUUCAACUGAGUCUCCAACAUCAGCUCCUACAACAUCCCCUGUCACUACAAGCAUUUCUUCAACUGACCCUCAAACAUCCACUGAAACAACUUCUACUACACCCCUUGCCACUACAAGCUCUUCUUCAACGGAGUCUCAAACAUCAGCUUCUUCAACAUCCCCUGUCACUACAAGCAUUUCUUCAACUGACCCUCAAACAUCCACUGAAACAACUUCUACAACACCCCUUGCCACUACAAGCUCUUCUUCAACGGAGUCUCAAACAUCAGCUUCUUCAACAUCCCCUGUCACUACAAGCAUUUCUUCAACUGACCCUCAAACAUCCACUGAAACAACUUCUACAACACACCCUGCCACUACAAGCUCGACUUCAACUGACUCAGAAACAUCAACUUUAUCAACAUCCCCUGUCACUACAAGCAUUUCUUCAACUGGCCCUCAAACAUCCACUGAAACACAUUCUACAACACACCCUGCCACUACAAGCUCUACUUCAACUGACUCAGAAACAUCAACUUUAUCAACAUCCCCUGUCACUACAAGCAUUUCUUCAACUGGCCCUCAAACAUCCACUGAAACACAUUCUACAACAUCCCUUGUCACUACAACCAUUUCUUCAACUACUCCUACGAGAAACAACCGACGUGGCAGCGCUGCGAUUCCCCUCGGAGAAUCGCCCCCCGGAGGGCGCCAAGGAGGGACGGUUCCUCGGAAUCGUUCCUCCCUGGAGGGGAAAACCCUCAGAAGCCUGACAGAGUCGGCGUCAGGACUUCUUCUUAGUCCAAGCUCUCUUGGAGAUGACAGUCCUCAGAUCCUGUCUACCUCCAACAGGCCUGGACUGCGAACGCCACUCGGGAACCCCGGAUUGCGGAUGAGCCCGAGCGGCGACGCUCUGUUUCUGCUGGAACCUGUGUGCGGAGCUCGUAGACGGACCAGGCUGCUCAAUCUUUACAUUACGAGCGGCCUCGGGGACACUGGACCGGCGAGGAAGAAACCUCUGAAACGCAGCCGCUUGUUUUUUGUUUUCUUGAAACCUAUCGACAACACAAUUUAUAGCAUCGCCGAACAGACUUGUAGGAGAAAGCAGUGCGUCCAGAAGAACAGACCUAUCUUUGUCUUUAAUAUCUGA